UCAUCGAGCAUUUGUUUACAAUGUUUACAUUAACUAUUUUUUUUCUUCUUAUGACUCUUACGUUGUUACUUGUUAAAUAUACAUCACCAUCUCCACUAUUUAUUUGACCGGACGUAAUUCUUUUCCGUCGUUAUUGUUUUCUGAAUUUGUAUUCUUUUUUUUUCGUUUCGUUACACCCACAAGACGUAAGACAUUUGACGAUCGGUUUUCCAUUCAAUUGACCGAUUUUGAACGACGUCAUCGAUUGUGCUACAAAUACUCGAUUUUCAGUACUUCCUGUGCCUAUCCCUAUAUACCGACUUUCUCACGUCGGCCGACGAGACAUGCAGAGCGCUGUGAAGAGUAGACAGUUUGUGAAAGAAGGUCCAACGAAAAAUGUCAGCAUCAACGUCAACUAUGACAAGUUGGAGCAGAUUGGCGAAGGAACAUAUGGGGUUGUGUACAAAGCGUUAGACAAGCAAACCGGCAAGUUUGUUGCUCUGAAAAAAGUCAGGAUGGAAUCAAGUGCAGAAGGUGUACCUUCUACAGCCAUGAGGGAGAUUUCAUUGUUGAAGGAAAUAAACCACGAAAAUGUUGUUAAACUUCAUGAUGUCAUAAUGUCUGACAAGAAAUUGUUUUUAGUAUUUGAAUUUAUGGACUAUGAUUUAAAAAAAGUAUUAGAAUUGCGCAGAAAAGAAUUUGGAUUUGGAUUACCUGAACCUCAAAUUAAGAGUUACUUAUACCAAAUACUAAAUGCAUUAGCAUAUUGUCAUAUCCAUCGCAUUGUUCAUCGGGAUCUGAAGCCACAAAACCUUUUGGUAAAUACUGCUGGUGGUAUAAUCAAAUUGGCAGAUUUUGGAUUGGCUAGAGCUUUUUCUUUUCCCCUGCGUAACUAUACACAUGAAGUAAUAACUUUAUGGUAUAGAGCUCCAGAAAUAUUGUUGGGAGCCAAGGUAUAUACCAUGGCUGUAGAUCUUUGGAGCCUUGGGUGUAUAUUUACAGAAAUGAUGACUUUAAGACCAUUGUUUCCGGGUGAUUCAGAAAUUGACCAGUUAUUUAGAAUCUUUCGGACUCUUGGAACUCCAACAGAUGUCACAUGGCCUGGAGUACAUAAAUUACCAGAUUUUAAGCCAUUGUUUCCAUUAUGGGAAGCACGUCUUAUCGAAGAAUUCUUACCUGAACUCUCUGAUAAAAAUCAACAAAAUGUUUUUUAUGCAAUGUGUACCUACAAUCCGGCAAACAGAAUGUCCGCUGAAAAAAUAUUGGAAAUGGAGUAUUUUCAUAGUUUUAGACUGGAAUCUCUACCGGAAACACCUUAAAUAAUAUCAAUAAUUUUUAACUUUUUUUUUAGUGAGUUAUGAAUAUCUGGUUUAUUUUUGGAGUGUUGAAAACAUUCUAGUUGUACCAAAAUUAAAUUUUAAAUUUUAAAGUGUAAAUAGUUAGUGAAAUACUACCAUUGACCAAAAGUUAAAAUUUAAGUUAAUAUUAUGACUUGCUUUGGGCCAAAAACAUAUGUAUAAAAAAUAAUCGACACCAGUUCAAACCUGUAACAAGAUUAAUGUAUUCAAUUUAUUUUCCCUUUUUGUUGAAAAUUUUACUUUAUUAUAUAAUGAAUUUUGUUUUGAUUUUUUUUUUCUUAUUAAUUUUUGUUUAGUUAAAUAUGCAAUUUAUCCCAUAAUCACUCUUGUACUUACUGUAUUAUAAUUUGAUUUUGUAUCAGUA
Rhopalosiphum padi (bird cherry-oat aphid) is the source of this 1701-nucleotide messenger RNA. Its product is annotated as cyclin-dependent kinase 2-like. Lineage: Eukaryota; Metazoa; Arthropoda; Insecta; Hemiptera; Aphididae. The record is from RefSeq and is a predicted model, not a curated record. The transcript has 6 exons. Gene Ontology annotation, biological process: protein phosphorylation. The coding region runs from base 324 to 1298 and encodes 324 amino acids. Gene Ontology annotation, molecular function: ATP binding; cyclin-dependent protein serine/threonine kinase activity. Gene Ontology annotation, cellular component: nucleus.